Eruca vesicaria subsp. sativa (arugula) is the source of this 1561-nucleotide messenger RNA. Lineage: Eukaryota; Viridiplantae; Streptophyta; Magnoliopsida; Brassicales; Brassicaceae. The record is from the annotation of a GenBank genome assembly.
AAAAACAAAAAAAACUCGGGAGAUUCAAUCACUAAUGGCGAACGAAGACGACGACGGAGAGAAAUCACGAGGGACGCCACAAAAGAUUGCGAACAAACCCAAAACCCAAAUCGUAAUUGGUGUUCCAUCGUACCAGGAAGUCUUAGAAAGCUCACAGACUAAGUCCACGCCUCCGUCUCUCUUCAAACCUUCCCAGACUUUCUCUCAAGCUUUCGCUUUCGUCAAAUCCUCCGACGUCUACUCUCCUCCUCCUCCUCCUCCGCCUUCUUCUUCUACCGGCGCUUCUCAGGCUCCCAGUACAAGUUUCCAUUGUAGCCAAACGCCUCAAACAGAUGUGGCUUCAUCAUCUACUCCUGUAGCUACUGGCUCUCAACCAUCGAACACAACUCAACCACGUAACGCAAUUCUCGUUAGCAAUAGACAGAAAGGAAACCCGCUUCUUAAACAUAUAAGGAAUGUGAAAUGGGUUUUCUCAGAUAUCAUUCCUGACUACUUACUUGGUCAAACCACUUGCGCUCUGUAUCUUAGCUUGAGGUAUCAUCUACUGCACCCGGAUUAUCUCUAUUUCCGCAUUAGGGAACUACAGAAGAAUUUUAAGCUCCGUGUUGUUCUUUGCCAUGUCGACGUUGAAGAUUCGGUGAAACCGUUGCUUGAAGUCACCAAAACCGCUCUUCUCCAUGACUGCACUCUAUUGUGCGCCUGGAGGUAUCAAACAUUUCAGUCACUCUGCUUCUCGUUGUAUGCUAACACAACGUUAUGUGUAAAAUCUCUUUGCAGUUUGACGGAAUGUGCACGUUAUUUGGAGACGAUAAAAGUCUACGAAAACAAACCUGCAGAUCUCAUACAAGGACAGAUGGAUACAGAUUAUCUCUCACGUCUAAACCAUUCUCUUACAAGUAUCAGGCAUGUGAAUAAGAGUGAUGUAGUCACACUUGGUUCUACAUUUGGGUCUCUAGCUCAUAUAAUGGAUGCAUCCAUGGAAGAUCUAGCUCGUUGUCCUGGUAUUGGCGAACGCAAGGUAAAACGGUUGUACGAUACAUUCCACGAACCUUUCAAGCGUGCAGUUUCGAGCUACCCGUCUGUUACAGAACCAACAGUCCAGGAAACUGAAGUUCAGAAGGAUGUGAACUCAGUGGAACCUGUUGAAGCAGACGAGGAUUUUGUGGAGGACUCGAGGAAACGCAAGAAGAAGGAGCCUGAGAAAACUGUGAAGAAUGCUCUCUCUGCAGUUUUCACUAGAUACUCGGAUAGGCUCACCAAGAAGAAGGAUAAACAAAAGGAGAAAGAUACAGCAACAGAGUCAAAUGCUGAAACCCACCAAGAUUAUAACAUAAUUGGGUAAGGCUAUUGUAACUGUGACCAUAUUCCUAGAGAUGUAACAUAAUGUUAGUUUUGGUAUUUGUUCGUUGGGUCUUGGGUGUAGUUGUUUGUGGUCUCUAGCAUUUGAGUGUGUUAGUUGCUGAAGCCUAUGUAUUAAUUUCUUACUAUUGUUGCAAAUUUUGUUUAGCUUUUCUUGGUUUUGGGCCACUAGGAUUUAUAUGACACACAGAUUUGAUACGGA